This is a messenger RNA of Vicia faba (fava bean), 375 nucleotides long. Lineage: Eukaryota; Viridiplantae; Streptophyta; Magnoliopsida; Fabales; Fabaceae. The record is from the annotation of a GenBank genome assembly.
AUGCUAAAAGACACAAACUCCUUUGAGGCAUUUUGUCAAACACCAAGAGUGCAUCAUUUACCACAAAAACACAAAAGAGAAAUUAAGAAACCGAAAUUAAACAUCUCUCUUAAAAUUUUCAUACUAUAUAACCAUGGCGGCUUCGGUGGUGGACGAAAACUUUCGGGAAACGGAGUUGUAGGAGCAACUAUCGGAGAAAGAGAUUCAUCUGCCAUUGUCGUGUUUGAGAUGUCCAGAAAAGUCACAACUACCUUGUCAUUUCUUGGUGGUGGAGGCUCCGGUGGUGGCCGCAAAAGAAGAAAAGGAAAAUUGACGAUUGGUAGUGGUGGAGAGAGGAAGAUUCCGGUGAGAAGCUUUGUUAUGGUGAGGAUUUGA